UGAGGCCGAUUAUGUUAUAGGCCGAGUUUGUUAUAGUCCGAGUUUGUUAUGGGCCGAGAUAUCGGGUAGUCCAUCUGUCGAUGAACUUCAUUGCCUAAACGUACAAAUUUGUCAAGAAGAAAAUUUAUGGGUAUAAUCAUCUCAUCACACCUCCAAUACACAUUUAGAUGCAUCAGAGCAAAGCAGUGUGUAUCUUUGCAUUCAUUGUUGUGUCAAUCAACAGUGGAGUGUAUGGUUUAGAUUGGCCAUGGAAUUGGAAAAAGGAAGAUGUCACAUGCUACACCACGUGUUUGGCAGCAGUUGGUACAGGUGCAGUUGUUGCAACCCCUUUGGCAAUAUCAGCAGCAGGAUUUGGCACCGCUGGUAUUAUUGCUGGAUCUUUUGCUGCUAAAAUUAUGUCCAUGGUGGGAGUUGUGAAGGCUGGAAGCUGGUUUGCCUUUUUACAGUCGGCUGGAGUUUAUGGUGUUGGAACAACGGGUAAAAUGGUAUUAGCAUCGACUGUUUCACCAUUGUGUGCAGCUAUAUGUGGAAGUUCAGAGGAAAGACAAGAUUUAAAAUGUUACACUCAUAGAAUUGAUGGAAUGAAAGGUUUGGAUGAAUAUCUGAUACGAGCUGAACAAGUAAAGAAUAUUAAGCAGUGUGAAGAUCAAUGCAAUGAUGAUACAGCUUGCAGGGCCUUCCGAUAUCUCCCGAGAAAUAGCUUUUGCUUUUUAUACAAACUACAACAAUAUAUUGAAGACGAUAUAAGUGAAAGCCAAUUUUAUGUAAAACGUUGCAUUUUAUGUUACAUGAACGCAACGAAAAAUGCCAAAGGACGUGAUGAUGAAAUUCAAACAGUUUGGGAAGUAUCUUCUCUCAAGGAAUGUGAGAUUCAAUGUAUUAAAACUGACGACUGCGGUGCUGUUCAUUUUGAUGGACAAAGAUGUUUCAAAUUUAACACCAAAACGGAACCAAAGGAGAAUACAGGCAUUGAUUUUUCUUCAAAGAUAUGUGUAGAGUUCAGCGAUAUAGCACUUGAAUAUGAUGGUGAUAAAUACAAGAAAAAAGGAAACAGUUGAGUGCUAGUGAUUGGUGACGACUAUCAAAUUUGAAGAACAGUGAAUUAAUGAUGUAGAAAAUGUGUUGACAAGAACAAAUUGUUAUAAGGAAAAACUUAGAUAGUAUUUUAUUUAUUUGUUGUUUUGUAUUUCAAUGAAUUUCUGUUGAGCAUCCAUCUUUAUAGCGAACAAGAUUUCCAAUUUUGACUAUUUCGUAUUAAUGUUGUUGUUUUUGAAACUACGCUAAACAAAUGAUUAAGAAAUUGAGUUUUUGAGUAAUUAUUAAAUUUGUAUUUUUGUUAA
Molecule: messenger RNA, 1340 nt
Organism: Mytilus californianus (California mussel)
Lineage: Eukaryota; Metazoa; Mollusca; Bivalvia; Mytilida; Mytilidae
Exons: 5
Coding region: 168-1058 (296 amino acids)
Cellular component (GO): membrane
Source: RefSeq, a predicted model, not a curated record